AUGAAGUUAGAAGCAAAGGCAAUUAGAUAUCUAACAAGAGAUGAUUGGCGUACUCUUGUUGCUACCGAGAUGGGUAUGAAGAAUCACGAGUUUGUACCCACCAAUAUGAUCUGUACAAUCGCCAACCUCAAGUUUGGUGGUGGCAAGAAAGCAAUCAGAAAUAUUCACAAGUUUAAGUUAUUGUAUCAUGAGAACAAGAAGUAUGAUGGUUACAAGUUGACUUAUUUAGGAUACGAUUAUCUUGCUUUGAAAGCAUUUGUUUCUAGAGAUACUGUUUCAUUUGUUGGUACUCAAAUUGGUGUUGGUAAAGAAUCUGAUAUUUAUCUUGUAGCAAAUGAUAAUAAUGAAGAGAUGGUAUUAAAGUUACAUAGAUUGGGUAGAGUAUCAUUCAAAACCAUCAAGAAUAAUCGUGACUAUUUGAAACAUCGUAAGAAUGCAUCGUGGUUGUAUUUGUCGCGUUUAGCGGCCUUGAAAGAAUUUGCCUACAUGAAGGCAUUGUAUGAAAAUGGAUUCCCAGUACCAACACCAAUCGAUGUUAAUCGUCAUUGUAUCGUUAUGUCUAGAGUUAAGGGUUACCCAUUACUUCAAGUUGUAGAAUUAAGACAUCCAUCAAAGGUAUAUGCAGAUUUAAUGAAUCUUAUUGUUAAAUUGGCAAACUAUGGUCUUAUUCAUGGUGAUUUCAACGAAUUCAAUAUUUUAAUCAACGACGAGGAACAAGUCACUUUGAUCGAUUUCCCACAAAUGGUUUCAACGUCACAUGCAAACGCCGAAUAUUACUUUGAUCGUGAUGUCAACUGUAUCCGUACAUUCUUUGAAAAGAGAUAUGGUUUCAUUGGAGAAAAGUAUCCAAAGUUUUCAGAUUAUAAACAAGCUCAAUUCGAUCUUGACAAGGUUAUCGGUGCUUCUGGAUUUACUAAAGAUCUUCAAAAGGAUAUGGAUUUGUUGAUAAAAGAUCAAGAUGGAGAUGAAGAAUUGAAUAACAACAAUAAUAGUGAUAGUGAUGAUAAUAGUGAUGAUGAUGAUGAUGAUGACGAAGAUAAUGAAGAAGAAAACCAAGAUGAACAAUCAUCAACAACAGAGGAAAAUAAUUCCAACCCAUUCCAACAAGACGAAGAAGAAAGUGAAGAAGAAGAAGAAGAAGAAGAAAGUGAAGAGGAAAGCGAAAGUGAAAGUGAAAGUGAAGAAGAAGAAGAUAUUGAAGUAAAACAAGUUAGAAAGACAAUCAAAGGAUUACCAACUCAAAAGAAUAGAAAGUUUAAAUUCUCUGAUCUUGCUGAAGAGGAAUCACCAGUCCUUUUACGUAAAGAGUUUUUGGAGGAAAUGAAGGUUUUGGAUGGUGAAGUACCAAUCGCCACCACGGACGCUCCAGUCGAAGGAGAAGAGGAAACCGAAGAAAUGAAGCUUGCAAGAGAGGAAGAACGUAAACAAUACGAAAAACGUAUGAUUCAAUCCAAGGUAAAGAGAGCUUUGGACAGACAAACCAAAGGAAAAUCAAAUGGUAGAAAUGCCAUGAAAUCAAGGGCAAAGAAGGAAAUCAAAAAACAAAUUGCUUCUGGCUUUUAA
Molecule: messenger RNA, 1563 nt
Organism: Cavenderia fasciculata
Lineage: Eukaryota; Evosea; Eumycetozoa; Acytosteliales; Cavenderiaceae
Gene: rio2
Product: putative protein serine/threonine kinase
Exons: 5
Coding region: 1-1563 (520 amino acids)
Biological process (GO): protein phosphorylation; maturation of SSU-rRNA
Cellular component (GO): nucleus; cytosol; preribosome, small subunit precursor
Molecular function (GO): protein serine/threonine kinase activity; ATP binding
Source: RefSeq, a predicted model, not a curated record